Acanthamoeba castellanii str. Neff is the source of this 2370-nucleotide messenger RNA. RefSeq lists its product as uncharacterized. The transcript is spliced from 9 exons. Gene Ontology annotation, cellular component: nucleus. Lineage: Eukaryota; Discosea; Longamoebia; Acanthamoebidae. The record is from RefSeq and is a predicted model, not a curated record. Bases 1 to 2370 code for a protein of 789 amino acids.
AUGUGGAAGCCGGGCGAGGCGGGGGCAGUGAUGCUCCGCGCCCGGUUGAUCUCGGCAAAGUGGCCGCUACACUACCAGCAAAAGAUGUGGCGUCUCUUGCUCGCGCGUGUUCGGUUCCUUGACUCGGUGUUCAAGCUUGCGCAGCGAGCGGUGCAGUUUGUUGAGGCAUUCCGCAGCAACGGCCUCGAUCUCGUGGUCUACAUCGACGGCUUGGCCUUGCCCAUGAAACGCACCGCCAUGUUGGCCCGUCGGCAACGGACUGCGGUGAGGGUUAGUACCCUAUUCGACUUUGUGCAGUACAACAAGAAGAUCGAGAAUCCUUUCAAAGACGGCAUUCUGCCGAUACUCUCCAUGCGCACCAUGGUCCAUGCGUUGCGCUCCGCUGGUGCCUCGGUGUCCUUCUCCUACUUCGAGGGAGACCUUGAGCUUGCCCAGCAUGCCGCCGCCCACCCCAACUGCAUCGGAGUGCUGGGGAAGGAUUCAGACUUUCUCAUCUUUCAGAUGGGCCAGAACAAGCGCUACUUCUGCCUGAAGAGCCUACAGUUCCGUGCGCCCAAAGGAAACAGUAAGGCCAAUGGCAGCCGCGGCUGCAAGAUCGUCGCUCAGGCCUUCAACAUAGAGGAAACUUCCCGCCUUCUAGGCUUCCACCACAAGUCGUUUUUCACCGUCAUCGAGAAGGUGUCGCUGUUCUUCGCCCGGCAGACCGUCACCGCCUCUAAGGGCGAGCCCACCGACGAAAGGACCACGGCUGAUGCUCAGAGCACGGACGUAGCGGACGACGAUGUGGAACGAGUGCUCUGUAAGAUCCUAGAUCAUGCCGUGGACAACGCGCAAGCGUUCUACGAAGGCCUGCUGCGGGCCAGCAUAGAUGCCUACACCCUCAAGCGAAGUUGGAGGGUCUUACCGGGGCAAGGCCAGCUUCCACUGACCUACGACAGUGAGCUAUUCCCUUCGCUCGUGGGCGUGCUCCAUGACUCUGAGUUCUGGUGCUCGGUCGCGCUCACCGACCACGCCAACUUCCGCGAUCCGUACAAGCUGCUCAGGCCCGUGCGAAGGAAGCUCUAUGGCAUACUUCUAGCCGUGGAGGCGAAGAAACGAAGGGAAACGCGCGCCGAGAAACUAGAGAUCAAGAAGGAGAGGACGCGAGAAAGGCAAGCGGCGAUGCUCGGCGGCAAUGCCACAGAGGGCUCCACCCAGGCCCGGGAGAAGACUGGGAGCGCCGGGGCUGAUGACGUAAGCAACAAGUCAGAGGCGACCAACGGGAAGAAGGCCACCAGAAGGAGAAGGAAACGGAGUACCAAGACCACUUCCGUCACGCUCACGAUCAACGAGAUUAGGCAAACGGAGUCCGACUACCUGGCCAAGACCCCGGUGCAGGUGGUCUGGGCAGACCAGGGCUCGAGCGCGGCCAUGCGAGCCGCCGUGGAGCUCCCGUCCGUUGCAGAACUCCACUCUGCUGACGCGGCCACCGAUAUGCGACUCUGCACGUUCCUCCACCUCUUCAACGCCAACUGGGCGCCAUUCCGACGCUCCGACGAGGUCCCUCGGCAGUUCCUCGUCCCCUGUUGCGUGCUCCGGUUCCUGCUCACUCAGGGCGAGCCGCCCGAGACCCAGCCACCCCAGGCGCCGCACGCUGAAGAGUCCACGAGCGAGGCCGGCGGCCCGGGGCGAGCAAGCAAUGCUGCUGAUCGCCUGCCGCCAUCUUACCGCUCGUGUCGACGCAAUCCGGCGUUCAAGGAGUGGGAGUUCGACACGCUGCUGCUCCAUGUUGUGCUGCGGCUGUCGAAGGAGCGAGACGUGGUGGCGAGCAACGGCGGUCGGGUCGAUCUGCUGGUGGCGGAGCCGCGCGAAGAGGCCGCUCCUGCGUGGCCGGGAGGACUCGAGACCAAUGAUCGGAAGCGGGUGCUCUGCCUGGGCACGCUCUACCAAGUCGGCGUGCAGCACGCACUGCUGGGCCACGAACUGUGUAACGAUCCGCUCGAGCUGCCGCCACCUUACAUCUACUUCGAUGGGCGGGAGUGGUACGACGCUUACGUCGACGCCUGGGCCAGCGAGAAGGCCCACGAGGACCACCUGCGGACCCAGGCGUCGGCCUUCACGCCCCAGCGCCGGGCACGGUCCAACCGCCACCGACGUGCCAAGCUCGCCGGAGGCCGCAGCGACAACCGCGCAUCGACCAGCUCACGAGCAGGCACGAGCAGCGCAGUUGAGGGCGACGUUGGAGACAGUGAGACCGACAGAGAAGACUAUCGACGCAAGCGGUGGACCAAGCGGUAUGGUGAGGAGGUGGUGCGCCUCCACGAUCGGCUCAAGGAGGCCAUACUCGACGGCCUGAUUGUCGACGAGGGGCACAGCCUCUGGCGCUCUUGA